GGAGAUGAAAGACGGGGACUCGGGGCUGCGCGCUCCGUUCAUCUCGACAGAAUCCAUUGUGGGAUUUCUCACAAAUUUCACUGAUGCUCUAAGCAUAUCGAAGAAACACAUCGACUCCCUUUAAUUGUAGACACUGUCUUGGGCUUUUGUUAUUUAUUACAACGUUAUAAUGGCGGGGAUGGUAAAUGACUCACAAUGUUUACCAGAGCGCAUUGCUUACAUCACUCGCGUGCAGAGCUUCAGCGCCUGUCAUCGUUUGCAUAGUAAAGCACUAUCGGAUGAAGAAAACAAGAGAAUAUUUGGCAAAUGCAACAACCCAAAUGGCCAUGGCCACAACUACAAAGUGGAAGUCACCGUCCGAGGGAAGAUUGAUAUAAGAACGGGAAUGGUGAUGAAUCUAACAGAUCUCAAGCAGUACAUUGAGAAAGCGAUCAUGGAGCCACUUGACCAUAAAAACCUGGAUAAAGACGUGCCUUACUUUGCUGAUGUGGUCAGCACUACUGAAAACCUGGCUGUGUUCAUCUGGGACGGACUGGCCAAGCUUCUCCCCCCCAACCUCCUCUACGAGGUCAAAGUGCACGAGACCGACAAAAACAUAGUCGUGUACCGUGGCGAGUAGAGAGAGAGAGAUAGAGUAUGUGUGUGUGUGUGUUUUGUGCCAGAGAGUAUCCCUUCCGUGGAGGUGGAGAAAGGAACCAAAACUAUCAUCUGCUGUUCACUGAUCGGCGUUGAGGAGUGCAGACUUCCUCAUACGAAGACAAUCCACUCUGCUGUCUCCCAUCCCUGAUUUUUGAGUAUGCUUUUUAGAAAUAGGAGGUUACCAAGUUAUCUUGCAAAAAAACAACAACUUCAAGUUAGGAAUGACAUUUGUGUCCGGCUAGUACCUUGCCAAAAAGGACUGAAAUUCACAUGGACACAUUUGCAUUUACAUAGGCCUAUGUUCAUUUAUUAACCCAUUGAUGCCACAUGCUGUAUACGCAUUGACCUAAGGCGCCUGGAGCGACAUAGAUGCAACAAUCAGGCUCAUGAGAUUUGGGGUUUUUAAAAUAAAAAUGUGGCUAGUUAGCUGAAUGAACACAUUCUAAUGCAAGAUUUUUUUAAAUGUGCUUCGGUGGCUGAGAUAUUUAGUUUUUUAUAGACUGAGGACACCUUUUUCCAAAGAGGGCUGAGGCAUUGAGCAGACGUUUUUGUGUAGGUGCCUUUGGCUAAAAUCGGUUAAUAAGAAAUGACGAAGUGAUGAAUGAAUACCGUGACUUAUCUGAAGUGUAGUAGUGAGUUGGAGCCCCUCUUGUGCCUCAAGUGUUUUAACCCUUUGAGGAGCACCAUCACAAAUAUGUGAUUCAAAUAUUGCCAAAUAUGUCAGUUCUCAUUAUGAUGUCAUAAGGACUUUGCGAGAUUUUAACACAGACUUCUAAAGAGCUGUAGAGUGUUCCAGUAAAAUUCUAGAAGAACUGGCGAAAAAUCCUUACAUGCUGUUCUUAGUUGCCAAUGUGGCAGUAGGCUAUGGGAUAAGCUACUUUACACAACGGGCAUGUGGCAUUACAUGGUCAAGUGUUAAUCAUUGUGCUUAUCAAUGUGUUUAUAAUAGUUUUUUAUGUUUUGUUUUCAUGUGAACCACCUCUAUGAAUAUACGAAUGAAUGAAAUGAAUGAAUGGGUGAUACAACAAUAGGAGCAGUUUUAAUUCUACAGAUUUUAGAUUUUAGAUUUUCUAUAGAUUUACAAAAGUUUCAGAUUGCACAAUGUCUUUUUAAAUGUAAUAUUAGUUGAAAUAUUGUAUUAUAGUAUUCGUUUCCACCACUAGACAUUUCAGGCGACCCCGAUUUGAGUUCCAGGCGACCCCACAUGGGGUCCGAGCUCCAAGAUUGAAAUAACUGGAUUAGUGUAACUCAGCAGGUGCCCAUGGCACUGCCAGGCCAAGUGUUCAAAUCCUUAUGAACAACAGGGAUUACAUAACAGUAACACUGACCAGAGAUUAUCCCUCUGUUCCGUUCACUUCUCCUCCUCCCCUCCCUCCCUCUCUCUCUCUCUCUCUCUCUCUCUCUCUCUCUCUCUCUCUCUCUCUCUCUCUCUCUCUCUCUCUCUCUCUCUCCGUCUCCACAUAGCCUUCUCUGCCAGGCCCUCCAAUGUAAUUAAAACUGGACCUGUGGACCUGCAGACAUUCACUGAGACUUGUAUGUAUUAGCUUUGGUGAACUAGUGUACUAAAAUGCAUUCUGUUAAGUUGGACUCUGAUAGCCUGUUGCUUGCAAAACAAACUGGAUGAUGACUUGAAAGUUUGGCCCCAUACCGUAUGGGCCAGGUUAAUGUCGGGGCAUAACAUGAGAUCCUUCUACUCAGAAUAUUGUACAUAGCCAGAUAGGAAAACCUCCUCAGGCAGUUCUCAGAUAGAACCACUAGAGGGUGCAAUUGCAGCUUUUAGAGAUGGCUCUGCUGACACUUGAGACCAAAAUGAAUUGUCCUUGUAUGCUUCAGUAUUUGUUAGAUGACCGUGAGAUGUUGAAUGAUGAACUUUGGAGUUUGUGCCAUUUUCUUUUUACACUGGUUUUCAGUGUCUGUUAUUUUAAAAUAGGAAUAAAAUGUUUUUUAUACAGUAUAUGUAACCCUUGUAAUUUAACUUGUUUUAAUCCACAACAAUUGAUAUAAAGUGAAAAGAA
Molecule: messenger RNA, 2654 nt
Organism: Engraulis encrasicolus (European anchovy)
Lineage: Eukaryota; Metazoa; Chordata; Actinopteri; Clupeiformes; Engraulidae
Gene: pts
Product: 6-pyruvoyltetrahydropterin synthase
Exons: 6
Coding region: 170-619 (149 amino acids)
Biological process (GO): tetrahydrobiopterin biosynthetic process
Cellular component (GO): mitochondrion
Molecular function (GO): 6-pyruvoyltetrahydropterin synthase activity
Source: RefSeq, a predicted model, not a curated record